Messenger RNA from Exophiala aquamarina CBS 119918, 1221 nucleotides. RefSeq lists its product as uncharacterized. Gene Ontology annotation, molecular function: glycosyltransferase activity. Lineage: Eukaryota; Fungi; Ascomycota; Eurotiomycetes; Chaetothyriales; Herpotrichiellaceae. The coding region runs from base 1 to 1221 and encodes 406 amino acids. The transcript has 2 exons. The record is from RefSeq and is a predicted model, not a curated record.
AUGACAGACGCCGACCUGAAGAUCCCUGACGAGUUCAAGGACCAGCUUAGCUAUGUCGAGGGGCCAGACACUCGCUCAGAUGAAGAAAUACUAUCCACUUUGACACAGUAUGUUCCAGUGAGUUCGGAGAAGAACAUCUGGGCCUUCUGGCAUUCCGGCAUUGUAGCAAUGCCGGCUUGGUGUCAACGGAACGUCAUCGACUGGGUCCGCAUCAACGGUCCCUCUUGGACAAUUCGAGUCCUAGACAACGUGCCAGACUCGCCUAACUACAUCCUGAAACACCUUCCGGCAGAAACACUCCCUAGAAGCUUCAUUGAGCGCACCAUGGACGGUCCGUAUGUCGGGCAACACUCGGCAGAUUUCCUCCGUGGAGCGACCGUGACGCUCUACGGAGGGGUGUUCAUGGAUGUGGGAAACCUGCUUCUGCGGCCCAUCGACAUGAUCUGCUGGAAAGAGCUGGAGGAUCCAAACUCCCCAUUCAACGUAGCUGUACCCUGGAUGUACGGCACAACGAUCGCGCAGCACCUCAUUGCCGCUCGGAAGGGUGAUCCCUUCAUACAACGAUGGCACGAUCUUUUCGUCCACCUGUGGCGAAACCGACAGAACCAUAAGGGACUGAUAGAAGACCCGCUAGUUGCAUUCAGCAAGGAAAUGAAACUCGACGACGCGCGCGCGAGCAACUUCCAUUGGGACUUCAAAGUCCCAUUCCAGACGGUCAUGGAGUACAUCACGCAAGUCCUCGUGUGGACUCGCGUCGCCAUGCUGGAAGACGUCAGCGCCAAUGGCGACGGCUUCAGCGGCGUCGACUACUGGACACGCCACAUCAAACUCAUCGACUGCCUCCCGGAAAGCUGGGGCGCCGAAGCGCUCCUGGGCUUCCCCGGCGCCGGGCAAAAGACCCUCGACCUGCUGGCCCUGCGCCGCGACUUCUCUUUGCUGGAGACGGAUCCCGAGCAACGCGCCGCCCACGACCUGGUGUGGCGUCUCCUCACAAAAUCCAGCUUGCAGAAGAUCACGCACGGGAAACACCUGACGCACGAUCUGCACCUCGGCGCGCUGUGGGAUUUACCUGAGCAUGCUGGGAAAGACCGCGCCAAGGGGACGUACGCCGAGUUGUUGAGAUACGGGUCUGUGCAUUUCGCGCAGACGAGGCGGAGUGUGGUGACGGCGGAGGCGCCGAGACCCGAGUCUACGUUGCGGAAGGCCCUGUUGGAGCCAUGA